UUUAAACUGUGCAGAUCAGCAGAAAGGUUCGUUUGGGUAUUGUAGUUGAUAGUUAUGUCGCGUCUAGAAAAGCAGAACCAAGCGGGGAAGAGACAUUUUAAAGAGACAAAAUCACUUGCAACUAGAAAAGCAGAAGUUCAUUCUAUAAGAGACAAGUUUCCGACCAAAAUACCAGUAAUUGUUGAACGCUACAAAAAGGAGACAAUGUUAUACCUUUACUUGAGCAUGGGGUGUAAAUACACCAUGGUCCCUGGUGAAAUGACAAUGAGUCAAUUUGCGACGAUAAUAAGAAAUCGUAUGUCGGUCGGUUCCUCCCAGGCCGUCUACCUGACCGUUGAUAGUCGCCACAUGCCAGGAAUGGCGCUUACGAUGGCGGAAAUAUACAACGAUAACUUGGACGAGGACGGAUUCUUAUAUAUGACGUACGCUUCCCAAGAGAUGUUCGGCUGAUAAGUUGAGAAGACGUACUGCUGCAAGAAAUAUCUUUGGUUGUACCGUUAUAUUUUACACUUAAAUCAAAGUAUUUAGUUUGAUAAGAUUCAAACCGAAAGCGAUCCUUUAUGUCAGCUGCACUUCGUACGUUUUAUUUUGCAAUACUUGCCGUUAUAUUGGUUACUAACAAUAGCGAACUCUCCUGUCUGUAUUCAUAUAUUGCUACACAUAGUACUUGCCUUUAGUUAACUGUGAAAUAAAUCAAUGAGCUUAUUUUCUAUAUUACGCCUUGGAAAACUUUAUGCAAUUGCUACUUGUAAAUAAAAUAAGCUAAUGAAAAUA
Messenger RNA from Ciona intestinalis (vase tunicate), 774 nucleotides. Lineage: Eukaryota; Metazoa; Chordata; Ascidiacea; Phlebobranchia; Cionidae. The record is from RefSeq and is a predicted model, not a curated record.